UGUUGCGGGGCACUGGAGAGCCGGGCGGCGGCGGCGGGAGGAUGGGCACGCCAGUGAAGGAUGUGGUUAUCAAAGCUGACGCUCCCACAGCUCUGCUCAUGGAGAAACACUCUGAUUACAUCGCCUCAUACGGAACUAAGAAGGAUGAUUAUGAAUACUGCAUGUCUGAGUACCUGCGCAUGAGUGGGAUCUACUGGGGUCUGACUGUCAUGGAUCUCAUGGGGCAACUGCACCGUAUGAACAAAGAGGAAAUCCUGCAGUUUGUGAAGUCGUGCCAACACGAUUGUGGUGGAGUUGGGGCCAGUCUAGGUCACGAUCCUCACCUUCUCUACACUCUCAGUGCCGUGCAGAUCCUUUCUCUCUAUGAUAGUCUCCAUGUUAUUGAUGUUGAUAAAGUUGUUGAAUAUGUUAAAGGCCUCCAACAAGAAGAUGGUUCCUUUGCUGGUGACAAGUGGGGUGAAAUAGACACUAGGUUCUCCUUCUGUGCUGUGGCAACGUUGGCUCUUCUGGGAAGACUUGAUGCCGUUAAUCUAGAAUCAGCAGCAGAAUUUAUUAUAUCCUGCAUGAACUUUGAUGGAGGAUUUGGAUGCAGGCCAGGAUCUGAAUCUCACGCAGGCCAGAUCUACUGCUGCACGGGGUUUCUUGCUAUAACAGGCCAGUUACACCACAUCAACGCUGACCUGCUGGGCUGGUGGCUCUGUGAGCGCCAGCUACCAUCCGGAGGCCUCAACGGGCGCCCAGAGAAGCUGCCUGACGUCUGUUACUCCUGGUGGGUCUUAGCUUCCCUGAAGAUCAUCGGACGGUUGCACUGGAUCGACAAGGAGAAGUUGUCCACUUUCAUCCUGGCUUGCCAGGACGAGGAGACUGGCGGCUUUGCCGACCGGCCUGGCGAUGUAGUUGAUCCAUUCCACACAUUGUUUGGUGUGGCGGGACUCUCUCUGAUGGGGGACCGGCAGGUGAAGGCGGUCAGCCCGGUGUUCUGCAUGCCUGACGAGACGCUGCAGCGGAUCGGCCUGCAGCCAGAGCUACUGAGCUAGAGGGAGCGGGAGCCCUGGCUGUGUGGAAUACCAUCAUGGACAAUGGUGACUGUGACAAGGGUGUGAACAUUGACCUGUGGGCUGCCACUGCCACUGCCACUUGGUUCCUUCACUCUCGGCCUCUUGUGUACGAAUCGUGUACAAGGUACUCUGCUGUGUCACUGUAGCCUGAGCAAGCAUACGGUGCUGGAGGAACACAGCUGGCCAGGCAGCAUCUGUGGAGGGAAUGGACAGGCGACAUUUCAGGAUCAGGACCCCUCUGCAGACCGGGGGGGGGGAGAAAGCUGGAUAAAGAGGGGUGGGGCAAAGCCUGGAUACCUCUGAGGGGGCUGGAUGGAGUAAGUGACAAUGGCUUCCGUCUGAGCUCCCUUCCCUUCCACCAUAUCCCUCUCACCGGCUUAACCUUGCUCUCCUCCUCUCUGUAUCUCACACCCUUUUGUCUCCUUGUCACCUUUAGUCAUUGUCACUUAUUCCACCCAUCUUACAAUCACCCCCCCCCCUUCCCCCUCACCUGUAUCCACCUAUCACUUGCCAGGCUUUGUCCAGCCCCCACCUCUUGUCCAGCUUCCCCCCCCCCCCCCAACUCCAUCAGUCUGAAGAAGGGUCCCGAUCCGAAACCUUGUCUGUCCAUUCCCUCCACAGAUGCUGCCUGACCCGCUGAGUUCCUCCAGCACUUUGUAUUUUGAUGUAGAUUCCAGCGUCUGCAGUUCUCUAUGUCCCAACGGGCCAUUGGCAGAUACUAACUAUGUCCUCCACUGCACGGAUUGAUCCCAUUUCUUUGUGACGUUGCCUGAUGCUGGCAUGAAGUUUGACAUUACUGACAAUGCCAGUGGUGGGAGUUCCUGGCUCUGCUUUGCUGAGGUAGAUCAUGUAACUGCCCCGCGGACCAACUAAUAAAAACCUGCAGAUGCUGGAAGUCUGAAAUCAAAGCAUAAAAUGUGGACACACUCACUCACUCAGCAUCCGUGGAGAGAGAAAUAGUUGAUGACUCAUCAGUAUUGGGGGAGAGGGAGAAGCAAGCGUCAGUAGCAGAGACCCACAUGGUUCUCUCUCCACAGAUGCUGCCUGACCUGCAGAGUGUUUCCAGCAUUUUCUGUUUUUGCCAAAGACUAGAAUUUAGACAAUAAAUCAGAGUGUUUUCUCCAG
Molecule: messenger RNA, 2183 nt
Organism: Amblyraja radiata (thorny skate)
Lineage: Eukaryota; Metazoa; Chordata; Chondrichthyes; Rajiformes; Rajidae
Gene: rabggtb
Product: Rab geranylgeranyltransferase subunit beta
Exons: 9
Coding region: 42-1037 (331 amino acids)
Biological process (GO): protein geranylgeranylation
Cellular component (GO): Rab-protein geranylgeranyltransferase complex
Molecular function (GO): Rab geranylgeranyltransferase activity
Source: RefSeq, a predicted model, not a curated record